Phalaenopsis equestris is the source of this 1426-nucleotide messenger RNA. RefSeq lists its product as uncharacterized. The record is from RefSeq and is a predicted model, not a curated record. The transcript has 2 exons. Lineage: Eukaryota; Viridiplantae; Streptophyta; Magnoliopsida; Asparagales; Orchidaceae. The coding region runs from base 296 to 1243 and encodes 315 amino acids.
AAAGACCUACUUGCUUUACCUUUUUCAGUCAACUGCAAUAUUACUUGAGCCCAAAUCUCCCAAACUCGUGGAAAGUUAACCCACUCCACGACGAAUCAACCAAACGAAAUCGCCGGCCAGCUCUCAACACCUUCUACGGCGAGAGCGAGCAUACUUGGAGUGGAAUCACAGCCGCUGCCUCCGUCCAGAGCAAGGUAGCCGCGAGUCCGGCCUCUGACCCACCGGACUGAUCUCCGUUCGCCGUUUCUUCUACGACGCAUAUUCCCGCUGCAUAAAUGGGAGCAUUUUCGACGGGAUGAAGAUGGAUAUGGUGAGCUUUGGCGAGGAGCUCUUGGUUUCUGGUUCUAGGGAUGAGCAGCUGAUUGGUGCGAGGAUAUUGUUAAGGUUUGCGGAUCAGGCGAUGAGGAGGAUUGGGAUGUCGGUGGUGGUGAUGGAGAGGUUGGUGGAGAUGUUGAAUUGGAGGAGUUCGGGUGAGGAUGAGAUACGGACGGCGGCGGUGCUGGUGUCAAAAUUGGCCGGGAUGAAACGGAAUGGGAUUAGGGUGAAGGGGAUCACCGGGGCAAUAGAGUCCAUUGCAUCGCUGUUGUAUAAUGAAAAUUAUGUGAGGCCAGAGCAGGAGAAAACGCAUCAGCAAACUACGGCAGAUCGGCCGGAAACUAAUCACUACCACACAUUCAACCUUAUCGGCCUCCUCAUCCUCAAGAAUCUCGCAAAAGAUUCCGACAACUGCGCAAAGAUCGGCAAAACCAAAAACUUCAUCCCCAAAAUCAUCGACUUCACCACUGCCAUGAUCCCAAAGCUCCGCCAACGAAACCCCAUUGCCGGCACCGAUCCAGAAAUUCAGGCCGCAAAACGAGCCCUCCAAGUAAUCAAACUGCUCGCCGGCGCCACCGGCCGCACCGGCGAGACUCUCCGAAGAGAGAUUUCGGAAAUCGUCUUCACAAUCGGCGAGACUCUCCGAAGAGAGAUCCUCAAACACUGCCGCGAGGAUGAGAUUUUGAAGCCGUCGCGGAAGCUUGGGCUCGAGAUUAUUACUUACCUGGCGAUGGAUGAGGCGGCGAGGAGGAGGAAUGAUGAGAGAGCUUAUGAAGAUCUUUUUAGAUUGCGGUGGGCUGGAUGGCCAGGUGAGGGUGGAGGCGGGGGAUGCAUUGGCGAUGCUUGUGGUAGACAGCGGGAGGAAUUGUGGAAGAGUUCCGAGUGCUGCAGAAAAUGUGGUAGUGUGGCUGGUGGAGGAAGCUGGUAAUACAAAAAUAUGAUUAUCCAAUAAUUACAACUCCAAGUGUAAGAAGAAAUGUGAUGGAGCUAUCAAUUUGGUUGAUGCAACUUAAUGAGAAGUACACCACUUUAUUUAGAAACCAUGAGAUGGAAAAAGAGAUUCAACAUGUUGCUGAGACUACUUCAGAUGUUGAAUGUUUUCCAUCUCAUA